CUUUGAAUACACCCUUUGCUUCUUUUAGGUCAGCGUUUAUAGUUAGGAGGUGGCGGAGGGGUUUCCUUUUUUUCUAUAUAUGCUUUGCAGAUCAAUAAAUCUUAGCGUUGGACAAUUGUCUCAGCUUUUCCCAAGAAGAGAAAAAUAAGCACGGAUCACGACUAGUGGUGCAGAAAUAGCUGUCAAAAUAGAGAAGAACACAGCCCCAAGUCCAGCAAAGUUUUAGGGUGCACCGAGGGAUAGAUAUCUCAGGAAGAGAUCAUCAAACGGUAUCACAGACUACAAGACAAAGGGAAGGUGAAUAGAGAGAGGGAGAGGGAGAGAUGGGUAGACCUCCUUGCUGUGAUAAGGUGGGAGUUAAGAAAGGUCCAUGGACUCCCGAGGAGGAUAUAAUGUUGGUCACUUACGUUCAAGAACAUGGUCCUGGCAACUGGAGGGCUGUUCCUGCUAACACAGGUUUACGUAGAUGCAGCAAGAGUUGUAGGCUUAGAUGGACAAACUAUCUGAGGCCUGGGAUCAAGAGGGGUAACUUCACGGAUCAGGAGGAGAAAAUGAUCAUUCAGCUUCAAGCCCUUUUAGGGAACAAGUGGGCUGCGAUAGCUGCUUACCUGCCUGAGAGAACGGACAACGAUAUCAAGAACUUCUGGAACACCCAUUUGAAGAAGAAGCUUAAAAAGCUUCAAACGGGCUCAGACAGCAGCUCCCCAAGAAACGCGUUGUCAUCUUCCCACUCCAUUUCUAAAGGCCAGUGGGAAAGAAGGCUCCAAACUGAUAUCAAAACCGCCAAACAAGCCUUGCACGAUGCCUUGUCAUUGGAGGGAUCUAUCCCUGCGCCUGAUUCCAAGCCCUGCGAUGGUCAUCUGUCUUACACAGAACCUGGCCAAGGAUCGUCUACUUACGCAUCAAGUACAGAGAAUAUAGCAAGAUUGCUCAAGGGUUGGGUCAAAAAUCCUUCACCUCGUAAAUCUGAGCAAUCAAAAUCUUCCAGCACUCAGCAAUCGUUCUGCAAUGCCGCCACGGAUUGUACCUCCAGCGAUGGGACUCCUAGUGCCGAGAGCAAAAGCGGAAUAGAUUUAUCCGAAGCAUUUGAGUCCCUUUUUGGAUUUGAGUCUUUCGAGUCUUCAACCUCUGAAUUUUCUCAAUCCACCUCUCCUGAGGCCAGCAUUUUCCAAGGGGAAAGCAAACCGGACCAAGGUGGGGCACAAGUUCCAUUCUCUAUGUUGUUGGAGAAUUGGCUGCUCGACGGGAAAGAUGAUUUGACUAACUUCUCAUUCGAUGAAACUGCAAAUUUGUUUUAGUAGUAAGAAUUCUCCUUUUGAUUCUUGGUGAGAUAUUGAGAAUUAACUCUUACCAUUAUCUUGUUAAUUUUAGGCAUUGACAUUUGAACGCUUUUUUUGAGUCCUAGUGUUGCCCGCCCGUUACAGAUUUAAGAGAUUUAUUAGUGAAUCAUCUUCUGUGCCUUGAAACUCGUG
Molecule: messenger RNA, 1472 nt
Organism: Coffea eugenioides
Lineage: Eukaryota; Viridiplantae; Streptophyta; Magnoliopsida; Gentianales; Rubiaceae
Product: myb-related protein 306-like
Exons: 3
Coding region: 324-1298 (324 amino acids)
Biological process (GO): response to auxin
Source: RefSeq, a predicted model, not a curated record